Molecule: messenger RNA, 1378 nt
Organism: Oncorhynchus masou masou (cherry salmon)
Lineage: Eukaryota; Metazoa; Chordata; Actinopteri; Salmoniformes; Salmonidae
Gene: vimr2
Product: vimentin-related 2
Exons: 10
Coding region: 42-1223 (393 amino acids)
Biological process (GO): intermediate filament organization
Cellular component (GO): cytoplasm; intermediate filament
Molecular function (GO): structural constituent of cytoskeleton
Source: RefSeq, a predicted model, not a curated record
UACUGUAGCCCCAGCCUGCAGUACGUGUCCCAGUAUCAGCCAUGGCCAUGCUGAGAGUGUCGUCCUACCGCCGGCAGUUUGAGGAGCAGUGGAGUCGGAAUGGACGGUCAGGCGGAGGCUGUGGAGGGCAGUACCGCUCCUCAGCGGUCAAGGCCAGGGGUGCGGCUGCUGAGGAGUGUACGUGUGUCCAGCUGGACUUUGUGGCUGCCAAGAUGCUCAAUAAGGAGAGUCUGGUCCGAUUCGCUAAAGACCGCAGCAUCAUUGCCGCCCUAAAUGAUCGCUUUGUCGCCCUCAUCAACAUGGCACGCUGCUUUGAGGAGGACAAUGAGUCUCUGGAGGCCCAGAUCUGUGAGCUGGAGGAGAGGAUGACCGGCCAACAGACCACCACCACUACCAUAGCUGUCCCAGAAUACAGCCUGGACGCCGUGAUGGAGAGACUGCGCAAGGAGAGGGACCAGAGCCUGUUUGAUGUGGAGGAGCUGAGGAGAGAGCUGGAGUGUCUGCAGGAGCAGUAUGAGGAGACCGUUCAGCAGAGGACCCUCGUCCAACUGGAACAGGAAGACGUUGGCCUGGAAGUGGAUGUAGUGACCACAGACUGUCUGGCCCUGAGGGAGCAGGUGAACAUCUAUGAGGAACAACUGGCUCACAUGGAGGCACAGCAUGAGACGACGGUUCAGAACAUGGUGGCCCAUGUAGAGGGUCCAGCUGCAGCAGGGAGAGGUGUCCUGGAGUUCUGCAACCCUGACAUCAAGUCAGCCCUCAUAGAUAUUAAGGAGAACUACAGCCAGCUGGCUGAGACCAUCCAGUGUGAGUGCAGGGAAACUGGUGCGGUUGUUGCUGGUGCUGUUGUUGCCAUUGGAGCUGGAAAGGAGCUGACGGUGGCCAGACCUGCGGGGGUCACAGGCGUUGGCCAGAUAACGGACGUCAGCGAACUGAAGAAACUGAUUGCAGAGCUUGAAAAGGAGCUUGCAGAGCUGGAGAAGUGUGGUGAGGAACUGGAAGAUGAGAUUGAGAUGAAGAGAGAAGCAUAUGUGGAGGAGAUCUUUGAGCUGGAGUGUCGUCUUGAGGAGAUGCGGAGACAGCAGAAUGAACUGCAGGUCCAGAUGACGGAACAAUGUGAUGACUACGAGGAGCUGCUGGGUCAGAAGAUGGCCCGGGAAAUCGAGAUCGCUGCCUACAGAGGUUUGGUGGAAGAGGAGGAUGAGAGGCUUUGCUACCUAUGAGAGGAACCGAUGCAGACCAGACCAACCAACCUGCUUUCGGCGAUGGAUAUCCUCCCAUACAGAUUUCAUGCGUUGCCAAAACACAACAGACAUUAGAGAUCACAUGAAGCUAACCGCCACACAACCAUUUGAGCAGAUGUAAAAGUAUCAUGACA